Molecule: messenger RNA, 574 nt
Organism: Otolemur garnettii (small-eared galago)
Lineage: Eukaryota; Metazoa; Chordata; Mammalia; Primates; Galagidae
Product: pleckstrin homology domain-containing family B member 2-like
Exons: 2
Coding region: 113-574 (153 amino acids)
Biological process (GO): regulation of cell differentiation
Cellular component (GO): membrane
Source: RefSeq, a predicted model, not a curated record
GAGUUGGUAGUAUUAGAGAUAGGAUGAUGGAGAUAUAAAACAAAUCAUAACUUAAAAAGUUACAUUUGGCCCUGGUUCAUGCGCUGCUUUAGGAGCAUUCUCAGGUGAAGAGAUGGCGUUUGUGAAGAGUGGAUGGUUGCUGCAACAGAGUACCAUUUUGAAACGCUGGAAGAAGAAUUGGUUUGAUCUGUGGUUGGAUGGUCACCUGAUCUAUUAUGAUGACCAGACCCGUCAGAGUAUCGAGGACAAGGUCCACAUGCCAGUGGAUUGCAUCAACAUCUGCAUGGGGCACGAAUGUCAGUAUAUUCAGCCUCCAGAAGGAAAGUCAAAAGACUAUAUGCUGCAGAUUGUUUGCGAAGAUGGGAAAACUAUCAGUCUUUGUGCAGAAAGUACAGAUGAUUGUUUGGCAUGGAAAUUUACACUCCAGGAUUCCAGGACAAACACAGUGUAUGUGGGCUCUGAGGUCAUGACUGAUGAGACAGCUGUGGUUUCUUCCCCUCUUCUAUAUACAGUGUAUGCCACACCAACACCUGAGCAGGACUUUACGGACAGCACCCUACCAACCAAGUCAUGA